Molecule: messenger RNA, 604 nt
Organism: Dicrocoelium dendriticum
Lineage: Eukaryota; Metazoa; Platyhelminthes; Trematoda; Plagiorchiida; Dicrocoeliidae
Source: the annotation of a GenBank genome assembly
CCGGGCUGUGACUAUAAGCACUUGGUAUAAAAGAGGCUAGCGGCUGUCGAUUUCCUUCAAAGAAACAGCACAGCGAAUAAUGCUCUCUCUGAACUUCCGACUCGUCUUCCUCCUCUCCUUCUUGGUACUGGCUAGCUGGUGUGCAAUGGGACAAGAACAGAGUAAGAGGCAGUGGGAUGAUUGGAAUGAUGGGGACGACGAUUGGCGUAAGCGAGACUGGGGUGAUGACUGGGAUAAACGCCAGCAAGGGAGCCAAACCGCUAGACCAAGACCACAGACGUCAACAGUUCAGUCGGGUCAGAAGAAGCAGGGAGACGAUAGGAAGAAAGAUAAAGACGACGACAAGGAUGACAAUGAGGAUAAAAAGCGCCAUGGAUGGGGCGGUGGCUGGGGCGGCGGCGGCUGGGGUGGCCGUCGAGGAGGAGGCUGGGGCGGCGGACGGGGUGGCCGCUGGUAAGCAGGUCAUUUCCAAAUGGGAGUGACAAGCAACUGUUGCCGCGAGAGAUGUUACCACCCUUGCACUUGCAACCCCAUCAAAUAGGUUGCGCUCUGUUCACUUUUGCUUUAUUUUUCAAGUAAAAUACAUAGUGUGCAAAGCUAUCGG